Strongylus vulgaris is the source of this 338-nucleotide messenger RNA. The record is from the annotation of a GenBank genome assembly. NCBI's taxonomy places the organism in Eukaryota, Metazoa, Nematoda, Chromadorea, Rhabditida, Strongylidae.
AUGAAUCUUUUGGAUCGUAAUCUCGAGAAACUACGAGAGCAAGUAACAUUCUUCAAACCGUCAACUGCUUAUUAUAUUGCUCAUGAAGCAAUUUCAGCAAUUGCGUAUGUUCAUCGUGAUAUAAAACUUACAAACUUCUGUAUUGGAGCAGGUCCAUUAGCAACGCGGAUAUUCUUAAUCGAUUAUGGUGACACUGUAAAACCGGGCAAAAAAAUAAGAUAUGGAACUCCUGAUGCUUACACUUUACCUUACUGGAGCUUGGAUGCGCACAAACGUCUUGCCGCUCGAGAAAAGGGGGAUGCUGAAUCAUGGUUCUAUAUGCUAAUCGAUCUGUGAGC